CAAAUGGUAACACGACAAUUGUGAUCAACAUCAACGACAGCCAAAUACUUCUUCCUGUGUUACAUCUUCAGGUGUAUCAUAAAUAUCAAAUUUAGAAUAAUCAGGUGACAACGUCACAUAAAAUUGCGGACGAUGAUGAUACAAUUAUUAUUCUUAGUUCCUUUGAUCGCUAUUGAUUAUGGCGCAUCAAUGAAACUUUUACCAACAGUUAUUGGGGGGAGACUCGCCAAACCAGGUGAAAUUCCAUACCAGGUUUCUCUGCAAGAAAUUAUAAACGAGCAUCACUUCUGCGGUGGAGUCAUAAUUAACGAGUAUUAUGUAGUGACGGCCGCUCACUGUAUGUAUAGGCGAAAUAUUUCGGAUAUUUCGGUCAAUGCUGGAACAACAGACCUUCGAAAACCGCAUUCAGUGCAUCUGAUUGAGUUCGCUUAUAUACACAAAAAAUACAAUCCCCAACAAUCAAAUUACCCCAUUUAUGAUAUCGCUUUACUUAAGCUCGAAACUCCAUUUGUAUUUUCUUUUUUGAUAUCUUCUGUCAAGUUACCGGAACAGGAUCAAAUUGUCGAAGCAGACUCGCUAGCAUUAAUAUCAGGAUACGGCUGGAUAACGACUGAUGGAAAGAAAAGCAAACAGUUGCACAUUGUAGAUAACAUAAUAACCAAUCAGACUUAUUGUAACGAAGUCUGGAAUAGUUUAAUUAGUGAUAUACAAAUACAAGAUUCGCAAAUCUGCGCAAUUCAUCCAACUGCAGAAAAGGGUGCAUGUUUCGGUGAUUCCGGUGGACCUCUUACUGUCAAUGGAUAUCUCAUAGGCCUCGUUUCGUUUGGGUACGAUUGCGCUAGUACAGAAUAUCCUACUGUGUAUACACGCAUCCCGUCGUUCAUCGAUUGGAUAUAUGAGCAUAUAAGAAUUAAUGAAAUAUGGUAA
This is a messenger RNA of Mycetomoellerius zeteki, 927 nucleotides long. Its product is annotated as chymotrypsin-2. Bases 133 to 927 code for a protein of 264 amino acids. The transcript is spliced from 8 exons. Gene Ontology annotation, molecular function: serine-type endopeptidase activity. Lineage: Eukaryota; Metazoa; Arthropoda; Insecta; Hymenoptera; Formicidae. The record is from RefSeq and is a predicted model, not a curated record. Gene Ontology annotation, biological process: proteolysis.